GCGACCAGCUUCAAACAGCGGCAGCAUAUUAUUAUCGCCCGGCCCUGAGCGAAGAGCUUCGAUCACUAUAAGCUGCUGUGUGCUUAGAGGGAGCUUCGGCUGUGGAUGGAGACAUACAGCAGCGUUUCAUUACUUCUUCAGAGAGAAAGAGGAUGCGAAAGAUGCAUUCAGUUUCCAGGGGAUCCAGCACUCUCAACGCUCCACUCACUUCUGAUUUAAAAGAAGAGAAAUGUAGGCAGCUCUGCGGCUUGCUGGGGAAUGUGAAACUGUCUCUUCUCUACAAAGCUUCUGUUCAUGGAUAUCAAGCUUCUGCCUUUCACCAGCGAUGUGACCAUCAGGGUCCCACCUUACUUGUAGCCUACAACCAUUCAGGCUACAUCUUUGGUGGAUACACCAGUGUAGAUUAUACUCAAAGUGGUCAGUAUAUUACAGAUGAGGAGGCUUUCCUGUUCAGCUUUCAGGGCAAGAUCCCUGUGUGUUUCAAAGUUAACACAGAAGAAAUGAAGCAAAGACUGACUUCAUAUGGCUUUGAAGUCACACUGACCUAA
Molecule: messenger RNA, 548 nt
Organism: Sinocyclocheilus grahami
Lineage: Eukaryota; Metazoa; Chordata; Actinopteri; Cypriniformes; Cyprinidae
Product: TLD domain-containing protein 1-like
Exons: 3
Coding region: 153-548 (131 amino acids)
Source: RefSeq, a predicted model, not a curated record